CUCCCCCAUCUUUCUUUGAAAGUUGAAACCCAACCUUGCCCCUUCUCUCUCCCUCGCCGCCGGAACCGGUGACUCCCUGCGACGGCGCCUCGAAUUUGCGACGCCAAUCGGACCCACGCGACGGCCGACGGCACUCGAGCAGCGGCGGCGCAGUACCAACAAACGCCUCAUGCACGCAGAUCUGCGACGGCGACAGUUACCACGCGGCGGCGACCGGUGACGGCGCAGAUCUGCACCAUUCGGGACAUCCGAGGCUGAGACCUGCAACACCCACCUUUGGAUCUGCGAAGCCACGCUCCGUUGGUCUUAGAUUGGGCGCCUAGGCGCUGGUGGACCCACAUCUGUAGCGCGAACUCAAUUCGAGCAUGACUUCUUCUAUCAGCAGGCUCUCCACUGCCAUGGAGAGAACGGGACAAUGGAUUUUUUCUCAAGACAUCCCCACCGAUGUAGUGGUUGUAGUGGGCGAAGCCCAUUUUUCUGUUCACAAGUUCAUGUUGGUGGCAAAGAGCAACUACAUCCGAAAACUGAUAAUGGAAUCGACGGAAGCGGACCUGACGCGGAUCGAUCUGACGGACAUUCCGGGCGGCGCGGAGAUAUUCGAGAAGGCGGCGAAGUUCUGCUACGGCGUGAACUUCGAGAUCACGGUGCACAACGUGGCAGCUCUCCGGUGUGCGGCAGAAUAUCUGCAGAUGACGGACAAGUACUGCGAGCACAACCUGGCCGGCCGGACUGAAGAUUUCCUGUCGCAGGUGGCUCUCUCCAGCCUCUCCGGCGCCAUUGUUGUGCUCAAGUCUUGCCACCAUCUCCUCCCCAUGGCCCAAGAUCUUUACAUUGUCCAAAGAUGCGUAGACAUUAUCAGUUCCAAGGCCUGCAACGAGGCGAACUAUCCAAGCCGGUCGCCGGCGAAUUGGUGGACGGAGGAGCUCUGCAUCAUCGACAUCGCCUUCUUCGCCAAAAUCAUCUCCGCAAUGAAAUCCCGCGCCGCCAAAACCCCAACCCUCGCCGCCGCUCUCACCACGGCUAGGUCUCAGGUUCAGGCCGACGUGUCGUUGGUGAAAGAGAACGAGGCGCUGCGGUCCGAGCUGAUGAGGAUGAAGCUCUACAUAUCCGACAUGAACAAGAAUUCUCAUGGAACGUCUUCCAUGAAGGGUGGCUCCAAGAGCAAGGGCACGUUCUUCUCCUCUGUCUCCAAAACGCUGGGCAAACUCAACCCCUUCCGCCACGGCUCGAAGGACACUUCCAACUUGGACGACGGUGUCGACGUUACCAAGCCGAGGAGGAGAAGGUUCUCCAUAUCCUAACCAGUUCCGAAUCAAUUGCAACACGGAUGGAAAUCCGGUUUGUGCUUUAUUUCUUUGAUUUGUGUGAAUAUGGAAUUAUUCAUUCAUGUUGUUUGGUUUCUUUGAACCAAAUUUGUUUGUUGUGUCGUUGAUGUUUUGUUUUCCGCUGGCUGUAUGUGUGUUGUGAUCUGUGAAGAACCAUACUAAAUAUAGCUAUCAAAAUUCUAAGUUUUUCAUUCA
Messenger RNA from Momordica charantia (bitter melon), 1520 nucleotides. The record is from RefSeq and is a predicted model, not a curated record. NCBI's taxonomy places the organism in Eukaryota, Viridiplantae, Streptophyta, Magnoliopsida, Cucurbitales, Cucurbitaceae.